Molecule: messenger RNA, 1686 nt
Organism: Aspergillus japonicus CBS 114.51
Lineage: Eukaryota; Fungi; Ascomycota; Eurotiomycetes; Eurotiales; Aspergillaceae
Exons: 1
Coding region: 40-1383 (447 amino acids)
Molecular function (GO): protein binding
Source: RefSeq, a predicted model, not a curated record
CAACUUCUCUUGCUGAGUAGCAUAUCUCUCACAUCCAAGAUGUCAGAUUCGGUGGCGCAACAAUGUGGAACGAGUGCACACUCAAAGUCUGGAGAGGGUAUCUCGCAAGGGAAGACCCGCGCGCUGCAAGCGGAGCUCUGGGAAGUGGUAGCAAACUUCUUGGACAAGACCGACCUGAUCGUGUUGUCUGAAUCUCGUCGCGGUGUCUACAACGCCGUGGAUCACAAGCGCUGUGCUGCUUGUCAGGACCAGCUCUUGACUCCGCAGGAGGUAUAUGACAAUCACGCGGCGGCCGUCGGUAAUGAAACCGCCCAACUCAUGGUCUUCGAUCUGCACCCUGUGGAAAGUCCUGCCCGGGCGGUUGAGCGCGGCGCGGUGAGUGAGAGUGAGGGAGAUGACUAUGCUAACAAGCUUGCCAAUGCCGUGACCUUGAGUGGGUUGUCGAUCCUAUCACUGGCGGUUCUCAGGGGAAGAAAGGACGUGGUGAAUGUUCUUCUGAAGCAUCGCGCGGACCCUACUUACGGAGGCGAAAAUGCUCACCUGAAGCCAUUGGACUAUAUCAAAUCCCCCUUCCGUGGAACUGACUCAAUAGGUAACCCAGCGGAGAUCAAGGCCGCCGUGGUAAUGGUGGAAACACUGCUCACCCGCGGGGCGGCUUUCACCCAGAAGGGGCCCUGGGAUAUCAUUCUAUGGACUGGGCGUGUAGAUCUCAUUCACCAGGCGGUCCGCAACGGGGUCGAUCUCUUCAGUCUGCGCUGGGAGAGCCAGAGUGUAAGUCUAAACCCGCUAAGCGCUAUCCUCCACCACCCCGCCCUACCCGAAGACAAGGUCAGCGACGAGGUCCUCCGGGCCAUUCUUGAGGCUGCGCCCCGGCUGAUGGAUCUUACCGAUGGCGAGGGGCGUACCAUCAUCCACCAAGCCGUGCAAGCUCACUGGUGGCGUCUAGCGCAAUCCCUGCUCCGGUUCCCAUCAACGGCAUGGCCGAUUGCCAACGACGGGCAGAACGCGCUGACCAUCGCCAUCGCCAACGGCCAGACAAGACUGAUCGGGGGUCUGUUGGACCGCCCCGAGUACGAGAUAGACGUCAUGCACGACGUCAACGCCAUGCGUCUGUGGCGUCAGGUCAACGGCCCCGCUCGGGAUUCCUUUCCGCUCCUGGUGGCCGUCGCGAAGGCGGCCCAGUUCCCCAGAGCCCUGUAUACGCUGGCCACCCACCCCCGCGUGUGUAUCCCCGCAACCAUGCCGGGUUGUCUCGAUGUCCGACGUCUGGCGCUGAAGCUGGGGAGGGAGGUAGGUCUCAGUUCUCGCCAAGUCGCGCUGAUCAAAGCUAUCCCGGAGCGGUGGGAUUAUGACGAGGGGGCAUCAUUCAAGAGGGUUAUGUAAAUCAUCUGCCAUCUACACUCAUAACAAUCAUUCUCUCAGCAAGUACAAUACAAACAUCGCCCAAUCGUCAUGUCCCAUAUCGGAAUCAACACGUCUGUAACCAUACCAGCCACCUAUCGCAUCACCCACGCACACGCGUCAGAUAGAAAUGCAAAACCCCUGAGUCCCGAUAAUAGGGCUUAUACUCAUUCGUCGCCGCCACGGUGCUCUCAUUCACAUACCGAAACCGAUCUACCCUGUCUUGGCCGUCGGGAACCACAGCGCAGGCGCCGAUGCCGUGGAACUUGACUUGCCGGACCUUGU